Molecule: messenger RNA, 480 nt
Organism: Aphanomyces astaci
Lineage: Eukaryota; Oomycota; Saprolegniomycetes; Saprolegniales; Verrucalvaceae
Exons: 3
Coding region: 1-480 (159 amino acids)
Source: RefSeq, a predicted model, not a curated record
AUGGUCAAGCCCCCCGCACGCGGUACCUACGGUACCCUGACGUCCAACAAGUGCGCCAAGGUUUGUCCGAAGCCCAAGUACUCCCCCGACGACAUCCGGAUCCUCGUACGUGAUGUUCCCAUGGACCAGCGAUCGACCACGAGAGACAUCUCCGCUGCCAUUGGUCUCUCCAUGGGUGUACCUGGUUCCCGGCGAGACCCCUCCGCAGCGGACGUUGAGGAGCAAGCGCAUUAUCCCGAAGGUGAUGACCACCACGACCACGGGGUGUUGUUUGAUGGCAAAGUGGGCGUGUGGCCAUUCGUGGAGUCCGUCCCCGCUGUUCGCAACUCACGCAACCGUCCCACCGGUACCAUGGCCACGUCCUUGGUCAACGUGAAUGCAACUGUGUACCGAGACUACGUCAUCAACAAGGUCAUACCUGCAAUCAAGGCUUCUGAUGCAGAAUGUGUCUUGCCCUGUGUCCCUUCUUUUGUAGGCUAG